AUGAGUGAUAUUCGAGGAUCGGAACGAUUUAUUAAGGCUAUUACUAUCGGAAACACCUCAGUGGGAAAAUCAUCUCUAGUACGCCGAUGGUGUGGAGAAGAUGUGUCUUCAUCUUUACCAACGGUUGGCGUGGAUUUCAGGUAUCGAGAAAUCAUGCUUGAUGACCGAACGAUUAAGGUGUCCCUCUUUGAUACUGCUGGUUCCGAAAAGUUUGAGUCCUUAACUCAAAGCUAUUAUCGAGGGAGUAAAAUAGCCUUUAUUGUCUAUGAUGUUACUAAACAUAAUUCUCUAGAAGCUUGCAAACAUUGGUUAAACUCCCUGCAAAAAGUUGUGGAUGUGGAUGAUGUUGUUGUAGUUUUAAUAGGAAACAAAUCCGAUGAUGUUUCCCAUCGAAAAGUUACCUACCAAGAAGGACAGGCAUUUGCUGAACAACACAAAAUUCCCUUGUUUUUUGAAACAUCAACCCUCUCGAACAGCAAUACAGAGCUUGCAUUCUUUGAGGGGGUACGAAGAGCCUAUAAUAUCAUGCUUUCCAAACAUUUAUCAACUGCAGAUACCAUUCAUCUCAGUUCUAAAGUAAUCAUGCAAGACAGUUUAACUAAAAAGGCAUCAUGUUCUUGUUAG
Messenger RNA from Naegleria fowleri, 624 nucleotides. RefSeq lists its product as uncharacterized. Gene Ontology annotation, molecular function: GTP binding; GTPase activity. NCBI's taxonomy places the organism in Eukaryota, Heterolobosea, Eutetramitea, Acrasida, Naegleriidae. The transcript is spliced from 3 exons. The record is from RefSeq and is a predicted model, not a curated record. Gene Ontology annotation, cellular component: endosome. Bases 1 to 624 code for a protein of 207 amino acids.